GUAACUCUAAUAGAAACAGCUGUUUAAUGUGACGCACUAAUCAGUUGUAUACUGAAUCAAAUUGAAAUGCAAGUAAAGUAAAUAAUAUUCACAUUUAUAAACAUUGAAAAUGUGUGCCGCAUACGCAAGUGGCUCCUGGAUAGAUGCUGUUUUUGAUGAAAUUGCGCUAGAAGGCUUGGACGGCACCACAUUACCAUCUCUGUGGCCGCUGUUGUCUAUAAGACUGUACGGCGGGAAGUCCUUGCCAGAUAAGUUGCAUCAGCAAAUAUGGAUGCUAUUAUUACGGUCGACACAGGAAGUAAGCUUCUUCAUAUUGCCCGAGGCGAGGCCGUUGAUGCCGCUAUAUAAGCGCACCAAUGAUCAGGAUGUGGAAUGCGGAAUGCCUGUAAUUCCAGAGAGCUGUCCAUUUUUGCGCCUGCCUUUCGCUCCCGUACAGGAUGGCAAUAUACGGGGCAACUGCAAGGACUACAAGACCCGCCGCCGCAUAUCUGUGGGCGAAUUGAAGGCAUUGUCCGCUGCAGAAGCCACCGAGAAAUAUCAACAAAAGCUGGUCGUAGUAGCAAACCAGGAGCUGCGCUUGAAAGCGCUGAAGCCAGCAAACAUGCUGCUGCCCCGCGAGCUAACCGUGCAGCAUUAUGUGUUUCUUGAGACUGUGGGACGUUCACGCUAUAAUGGAGAAACCACACGGGGUCCCUGGUCGUUGACCAAUUAUUUCAGUGACCCCAGUUUUAUAUUUUAUUUGAAAAAUGGGUUGCAGAAACAGCAACUGGUUGUCGGACAGGCCUAUACGGAGCGCCUUAAUGGACGCAACUUGAUCUCCAACUUGGUUAUGCUGCCACGUUUCUUUCGAAUCUACAAGACCUACACUCAGAUCACCAUGGAAAAGUUCUACACAGAGAUCAAAGCGAGCCCGCUUGAGUAUAUACCGAGCUGCGAAGUAUUGGAGCGUAUACCGGAUCUAUCCCAUUCAAGGCUUAAGAAGCUGCUCGUCUCGCACACCUUUCGCAAGAUCUUUGAGACGGCGCUCAUCUAUCCGCCAGGUUCAGCGAGCAGCGGCUCAAAACCCCAAUCAAAAGGCAGAAAAAUGUCGAUUGUGCGUCUUCGCAACCCCAACAUGGAGUUUGAUGAUCUCAAUCAGCUGGACCAAACUGAAGACCGAGAGGACAAGGCGCCCGAUGAGUUGCUGAGUCAGCGACAUGCCCAUGUCAAUAUGCCCAUCGAGCUGGAAUGCUUGCGUGCUAUCAAGCACUUCGGUACGCGGGGCAUGAGCACCCUCGAGCUGGGUCAGUAUGUGUCCAUCAAUUUUCAAAUUGCACGAGGUGUUAUCAAAUAUCUGAUACGGAAAAAAAGAAUCAAGAGCUAUACAGAAACAUCCGGCAAAAGUCGUAUUACACGCUUCGUGGCAGUUGGGACUCAAGCCGAGGCGAUUUACAAGGAAAAGGAGGAGCAGCUCGAGAAAUCGUUGAUGCAGGUCCAGUGCCAAGACGAACCGACUAUCCCGCAAAGCGUGGACAUUACGGUCAACGAUGUGCCCAGCAUCAAAGCCAAUGUGCGUGUUAUGGAAUUCUCGCUGAAGUUGUACAAGGGCAGCGAUAAGGAGACGCCACGGCACGUGGCACGCAAGAUAAUAAUCGUGCGGCAAAUCGACAAGAACUGCAUUGUGAACACCAUUGACCUGGCGCGCGCCGUCAUGGAAUCGGAGAAGAACAUUGGCACACACGAGAAAAUAUGUCGAAAGUCGCUGUUUCGACUGCUGGAGCGGAUGCAACGUAUGCGCAUCGUGAAUGUCUACGAGGUGACCUUAGAGUACGAGCAGAACGUGCGUCUUUAUCGCCUGGUCACCCACCCCAAGAUCGAUCUGCAGCACGACCAACUCAAGCGCGAGGUGUUGCGCUUAAAGAACAACUUCCACUUGAUAACCGAGGAGCGGCUAUUGCGGCCUGCCCAGCUGCUGCGGGGCAAGGAGCGGCGCGAGCAGAUGGAGCGCAAAAAACUACGCCUUGAGCGCCAGCCCCAAGACAUGCCGAAGCCAUCGGCACCCAAGCUCCUGGUGGCCUGCGUCCUGCACGAGUUCCUCUUCUACUUGCAGUGCGAGCAGCAGCGCGGUCAGACGCCGUUGCAAAUGAACGAGGAAUUGCUGCAGCAGUGGCAGCGCAGCGAGCCCUCGUUGAUGACGCGCGAAUAUCUGGAGGAGUGGCAAGCCACGGAGUCAGAAGUGUUGCCCUAUACGCAGGAGAUUAGCUGGCGCACUUUUAUCCCGCCCUUGCCUCACUACGAGAAGCCGUCGGGGUGGCUCUACUUCAUGGAUGCUUUGGAGCGCAUGCCACUCUCGCUGAUGCUGCGCAUCUUCCGCAUCGACCGAGAUGUGGUGGAGAAGCUGCGCCCGCAGCUGCAACACCCGGUGCGACAGCACUAUCUGCUCCAGCAGCUGCAGCUGCAGAACUUGAUCCCGCGAUUCACGCUGCAGCAGCGUUACGUGGGCAUGCUCCGUCUGCUAAACAACAUGGGCCUGCUGCAGGUCAGCGAGCGGCAGGCGGGCCGCGACUCGCUGCAACGCUGGGUGUAUCUAAACAAGCGUACCUGCCUGCUGGACACCACCACGAGCAGUGGGCACAAUUACAAUAAGAUUAAUCCGGACCUCACCUACGAGCGCCUCACUUACGAGUUCACCAGUCGCGAGCAGGUGGCCGACUAUUGGGCGAAGCUGCAGCACGUGUGCAUCUACACUAAGCUGGGGUUCCUCAAGCACAGGGAGCGCAAGGUGGCUGGCAGAAAGGAGAAGCGCCUGCCCACGCUCAGCUUUGUGCGCACGACCGACUUUGACGAGGCAGAGAAGCUGGAUGAUGGCAGCGUGCCAGGGGAUCAGCAGGGUGCUGCGGGCCUCAGCUCCUCGCUCUUCGCGCACCAGUUUCGUCACUGGUCGUGGGUGAAGCGCAACUCGGUGCCAGCGCCACGCUCCACUGCAACGAGUGCCCGGAAGGCAACAAUAUCGUUUCCCGCGCGCAAGCGCCUCAGCUUGGUUCGGUUGAAGCCAGUGCCACGAUUUGGUAAGACACGCGGUGCGAGCUCUGCGGAGACGCGCAAGCGCAAGACCGGACCACGCGACGACAUCGAUCGGGACGCGUUACGCAACAUGCGCACCUUGCGCGUCACGUGGUGUCCUGCCGAGGACCGCAUUCUCAAGAUGGGGCGAGCUGUCUAUUUGUUCAUUGACGCACCGUUGCCCGCCCUGGCUCUGUACAGCGUGGGCAUCAUUUGCCGGGACGUGAUUCGCAGAUAUCUGAAUAUUAAUAACAAGACAACGCAGGCCUGUGUGCGACGGCUGCAGUUCCUCAUCCGCAUGAAGCGCGACCAGCCGGAUGUGCGCAACUGGAUCUAUAUGAUGCAAUCCCACCCGGAGUUCAAUGCCAUCUACAAUGAACGCUUUCUUCCGCAGCUCAAGCUGGAAUAUCCUACGCGCAGCGAACAAGCCGAAGCGCUGCUCAUACACUUUGUGAUCAUACUGGAGAGGCUGCAUCGCUUGAUCAUUAACGAGGACUGCGUCUAUCGGCAGUUCCUGCUGCCCGACAGCCUCGAGGACUACCGCAGCCGGUUUAGGGAGUGUGUUGGCUCGAAUGGGGAACAGGACUUGCUGCUCUAUGCCAAUCCCAAAACGGAGACUGAUCUUCAAAUAACUGUUGUCUUCGGCGUACAGCACAGCCUCCUGUGCUGCUCGAAGGAUAAGACGCUGUUCAAUCUGCAAGCCUUUGAGAUCUACAAACACUAUUCUGAGGACGUCUUGAAUGCUGCUUUCAACAAGGCGCGUGCAGAUUCCCUUCUGGUGGCCGUCAAGCGUCGUCAUAUCCAGCAUGUGCAUCGCCACAUCUCUGGCCCUGGGCAUUUGCUUAGCUCCAAGUACAAGUACAGACUAGUGUGCCAGAAGUACGGAUACCUGGUCUACGAAGCCUAUUACGCAUUCGAGCGUCGUUUUCAUGAAUCUCCUGGCUUGACCAGCCUGGAUUUGCCCUCGCCCAACUUCGCGCAGCUGCUGCUCCUGGGCGAAUGGGUGGCAAAUAAUUGGUUGAGCUUGACUCUGCAGCUGCCCGUGAAUAUACUCAAUGUGGAUACGACCAGCAUGCCAGUCAAGACGGCUGGGUCCGCGUCCGAUCGCAUCUUGGACCACUAUAGCAGCAUAUUUGACAAUGCACCGCAAACGGAGUACUCCAAGCGGCUGGAGAGUGUUUGCAGUGGUCGCCCGGCCUCUCGUGUUCGCUUCCACCCCGCAAACCUUACGUAUCGUCUACAGAGCAGCAUCUAUAAUCAGCUCAAUAAGCUACCCAUGCGAAGCAUGCACUUCUUCUGCGCGCUCGAUGCACUGGGGCAAUCCGUGAACAUUAGCUGUGCGCGACUGGAGCACGGGGAAUGCCCCUUCAGCUGCAUAAUGCACAGUGGAAACUAUCUAAAUGCCGUGGAGCGCAUCAUCUACGAGCAUCGCGCCAUAUUGCGUCAAUUGGUGGCCGAUGCACUGCCUCAAGUGGCGCUGCAGUUACAGCUGGAUAGCUCCACAUCUAGCAGCACCACUUUGACCGUCUCCACAGGGAAUCUCAUAGCACUCGUGGAGCAAUUAGAGCAGCACUGGCGCCAGCUGCAGCAGCCGCAGGAAGUCAAAGAUCUGGGCAAGCGUUUAGCUGACUCCACGCUACACAAAAAAACAGAUUGGCAUUCGCUCUGCAGUGCACUGCUCACCUAUGAGGCCGGCAAGGAGGACAGCGGAGAGCGUGCGCAAGAUUACGAGCCAUCUCUAAACAAAGAGGAGCGUGCACGCGCACAGGACGUCUUUGUUGUGCACCUGCCCACGAUCCACAUGCAAGAACUGGAGCAUCCGCAACUGCAGGCUAGACAAGAUGAACUGCGCAAAGCUGUACUCGACAAGGUGAUCAAAGCCUCCUUCUGGCGAUAUACCGACAACAGCUUCGAAACGCUGCUGCCCACGCUGGAAGGGCUCAACUAUGAGGCGCAGGCCAUUCAGCAGGUGAGGGACAUCUUGGAGCACAUACAGGAACAUCCAUUGGGCGUUGAGGGCGUAUCAUUACGUCGCAGCUUUCCCUUGGGCGAAUUUCUGCUUGAAGCGCUGCAACAGCUGGAGGCGCAUGAUCUGAUCAAGCGCGUGGGAGUUGCCAGCUAUAUGUACGUGCAUAAGGCACACAUGCGCAAUUGGGUGGUGCACACGUUCCACAUAAAGCGGCUGGAACGGGAGCGUGUCCAGAAUUGGGUGUCUGCUUCGCCGGCAACAUUGCCCGGGGUGAUGGGACAGAAGAGGAAGAUGGUGGAUCAGAGCUUGGAUUUGCAGGCAAGUUGUAGCAAGAAGGCUAGACUGGAUGAGGAGCCGCAGCAAAGCAGUGGGGAGGACACGGAUAGUGAGGAGGCGCUGCUGCAAUGUGCACGUCGUUCCAAACGCAUGAAGAAAUCUGAGACGAAGGCGAAGACCGAAAUGAAGUCGGAUUCGGAAGCCACAAGGGAUGUAAUUGCCAUGCGGCCCCAUCCCUGGAUUCGAGUGAAUGCUUCGCUCAAUCGUCGCGUCCUCGAUCGUUGGAUGGGUGCCCUGCUUAGCGAGUGCAUAACAAGGAAUGGCUGCACUGUGCACAGCUUAUUCCUUCGCUUUCCCCAUCUACUGCCUGUCGACACAAUGCUACUGCUGGAGCUGCUCUGCGAUUUGGGCUGCCUUCGGCUCGUCGAACUGGACCCGCCGACGGUGCACCUGGAGAGCUCCUACGACGAUGACUUGCAAGAGCGCCCUGCUACGAUCCUCUACGAUCCCAAGUACACCUACGUGAAGGUCCAGACAGACGCCAUUGGACAGCUGACCAACUUUAUAGGGAUCAAGAAGUACACCUCGGAGUUCAUUUAAAACAUAACUAACUGUUAGUCCCUAACAACCCUUAAAAAGGGAUUCAACUUUAAGUUACGUUUACGAGUUGAAUAGAAGAUGAAAGAAUGGACAAUUAAAAGAGCAAGAAAAGUAAAAAAAAAUAUAAAAUUUACAUAUCCAUUGCAUAUAUAAAUGUGAAAGCUGAAAGCCUCAGUAGCUAGUGCUUAAUUUGAAGCAUGUUUUCAUUUUAUGUUAACUCUAACGUUUGAUAAAGGAAUAAAAUAUGUAAUACAUAUGUUUCGUAUCAACCAAAUUUUGAUUUUUUCUAUUUAUAUUUACUUUGAGGUCCGAAUUAAAGAAAUUAUAUUUGAGCGCCGUCUUUCUAUGGAAGCUAAAUAAUAUUGCAAAAAGUUUAUUUGAACCAAAAAAAACAA
Messenger RNA from Drosophila mojavensis, 6282 nucleotides. Its product is annotated as general transcription factor 3C polypeptide 1. Gene Ontology annotation, biological process: transcription initiation at RNA polymerase III promoter; 5S class rRNA transcription by RNA polymerase III. Lineage: Eukaryota; Metazoa; Arthropoda; Insecta; Diptera; Drosophilidae. The transcript is spliced from 6 exons. The record is from RefSeq and is a predicted model, not a curated record. Bases 110 to 5887 code for a protein of 1925 amino acids. Gene Ontology annotation, molecular function: DNA binding. Gene Ontology annotation, cellular component: transcription factor TFIIIC complex.